Saccharomyces eubayanus is the source of this 552-nucleotide messenger RNA. It is a transcript of the gene IMP3, whose product is annotated as snoRNA-binding rRNA-processing protein IMP3. The coding region runs from base 1 to 552 and encodes 183 amino acids. The record is from RefSeq and is a predicted model, not a curated record. Gene Ontology annotation, molecular function: snoRNA binding; rRNA binding; structural constituent of ribosome. Gene Ontology annotation, cellular component: small-subunit processome; small ribosomal subunit; Mpp10 complex. The transcript has a single exon. NCBI's taxonomy places the organism in Eukaryota, Fungi, Ascomycota, Saccharomycetes, Saccharomycetales, Saccharomycetaceae. Gene Ontology annotation, biological process: rRNA processing.
AUGGUUAGAAAACUAAAGCAUCAUGAACAGAAACUGCUGAAAAAAGUUGAUUUCCUCGAGUGGAAGCAGGACCAAGGUCAUCGCGACACUCAGGUCAUGAGAACAUAUCAUAUUCAAAAUCGUGAAGAUUAUCAUAAAUACAAUAGAAUUUGCGGUGAUAUUCGUCGCCUCGCUAACAAGUUAUCAUUGCUGUCUCCUACUGAUCCAUUUCGUAGGAAACACGAACAAUUAUUAUUAGAUAAGCUAUAUGCCAUGGGUGUUUUGACUACAAAAUCCAAGAUAUCUGAUCUAGAGAAUAAAAUUACCGUCAGCGCUAUGUGUAGAAGACGAUUGCCUGUAAUUAUGCACAGAAUGAAAAUGGCAGAAACCAUACAAGAUGCAGUCAAGUUCAUUGAACAAGGCCAUGUUCGUGUAGGUCCUAAUCUAAUAAACGAUCCUGCUUACCUUGUGACAAGGAAUAUGGAAGACUACGUUACUUGGGUUGAUAACUCUAAGAUUAAGAAAACUGUGUUAAGAUACAGAAACCAAAUCGACGAUUUUGACUUUUCGUAA